UCUAAGAUCACUGCCAUUUCUGCUUAUUCUUCUUACCCUUGGAUGUCGACGGAUCCGGAGGUCUAGAGUGCUAGGAUUGGAGCAUGGGCCACUCUAUGUCGGAGAGGAGAUUCACUUCGGCAUCUUCGGCGUUCGAGUUGUAGUGGGCAACAGACACCAUGGUUACCCUUUCCGACCAUCCAUAAAUAAAUUGUCGCUCGACCGGAAUGAUGUUUGGGGAGUUGAAAGGCAAAGGAUCACGAGCUUCAACAGUCGGAGCACCAUUUGGAAGGACUUCCUCCAAGUUAGAAGUCAAAGAAGUUUCUAGCCGAAUGAUAUUUGGGGAGUUAGUGCUCAUAGGGUGGGGGUGGGUAUGUGGGGCCUCGAGAGUAGUUGAGGGAGGAGCCUCCUCAGGUGCCUCAUGGCCAAACUCAGCAUUUUGGACAACGCUUUGGUUUCUAUUCAUACUCAGUUUCAAUUGGAAUUAAGUUUCAAUGGUACACAGGCAUAAAUUGGUGCAGAAUAGGCUUAGAAGCAUUAAUCUCCACAAAAACCCAGAGCUAAAUAUAACUCGGAUAACACAGGGAAGAAAAGUAUUUGAUAACUCAGGGGUACUAAGGAUUUUGUCCUUAAUAUUACUAAAAUAUAUGACACAGUAGUAAUAGAAGAAAAUUGAUAAAGCCCCAUGCAUACUAUUUUGUUUCCCGCUAACUUUCUGCUUUCUCCACUGAUAUCUCACGAAUCUCUUCCUCAAUUGAACACAAAACUACCCAAUAAUAAAAAAUUCCCGCAAUACCCCAAACCCAAAAUCACUCAGUUUUGUUCCAUUUCAAGUGUUUCAUCUUCUUGUGAACAGACUCCUCUUCACGAUGACUGGCCUCAGCUCCUCAAAAUCUCAAUUGGCUCUGAAGAUCUGCAAUUGGGUCAAAUGGUUCAUGCCUUUUUACUAAAAUCAGGCUCUCAAAACCACACCUUUCAGGCCAAUAAUCUUGUCAAUCUCUAUUCGAAAUUCAAUAAAUUGGAUGAUGCGCAACGGGUGUUUGAUGAAACGCUUGAGAGAAACACCAUCACUUGGACUUCAUUAAUAAAAGGGUAUUUAGAGAAUGGGGAUUACGAGUCUGUGUUUCGAAUUGCACUCGAUAUGUGUCGUUUGGACGAGAAGUUCAACGAGCGUACUUGUUCUGUUGUUUUACAGGCUUGUAGCUCGCGAGAGGAUCGGAUUCUCGGUGAGCAAAUUCAUGGUUUUGUCAUAAAAAAUGGGUUUGAGAAGAAUGUUUUUGUUGCAACUUCUUUGAUUUCCAUGUAUUCAAGAAGUGCAUUCUUUAAUGAUGCAGAGAAAAUUUUCCAUAGCUUGGCUUAUAAAGAUGUUAGGUGUUUGAAUUUCAUGAUUUUGGAAUAUGAUAAGGCGGGUUAUGGGGAUAAAGCUUUUGAGGUCUUUGUUCAUCUGCUGAGUUGUGGUUUUGAGCCAAAUGAUUAUACAUUUACAAAUAUAAUUAGCGCUAGCGGUGAGAAUGUAGGUUUUGAAGAAGGGAAGCAACUACACGGGGUUGCUAUUAAGUACAGUUUAGAGAGGGAGGUUUCGGUUGGAAAUGCAUUAGUUACAAUGUAUGGGAAGUAUGGAAUGGUUGAUGAAGCUGAGAGAAUGUUUAAUGCAAUGAAUGAGAGGAAUUUGAUUUCUUGGACUGCACUUAUGUCAGGGUAUGUGAAGAGUGGUCAUGGUGGGAAAGCCAUUAAGGGGUUCUUGGAAUUACUAGACCUUGGUAUUUUUUGCGACUCAAGUUGUUUAGCAACCGUAAUUGACGCUUGCUCGGAGUGUAGAAACUUGGACUUUGGAGUUCAAUUCCAUGGGUUUGUGAUAAAACUUGGUCAUUUAUAUGAUGUCAGUGUUGGAACUGGUUUAGUUGAUUUAUAUGCCAAAUGUGGGAACCUGAAGUCUGCAAGAAUGCUUUUUAAUGGUGUAUCAGGUAAAAAUACUGCUUCAUUCAAUGCACUUCUUGUUGGAUUUACGGAAACAAAUGCAGCUGAUGAAGAAGAUGUGAUGAUUUUGUUUAGUCGGCAAAGAUUAGCUGGUAUGCAACCAGAUAAUGUGACUUUUUCACGGCUAAUUAGUCAAUCUGCUAACAAAUCUUGUUUGGUCAGAGGCAGUAGUCUUCAUGCUUAUACGUUUAAAUCAGGGUAUGAAGCAGAUUUAAUUGUAGAUAAUGCUUUAAUUUCCAUGUAUGCCAAGUGUGGAAGCAUUGAAGAUGCCUUUCAAACGUUCAAAGGUAUGAGUGGGCACAAUGUUGUAUCAUGGAACGCAAUGCUUUCUGCAUAUGCCCUUCAUGGGCAGGGUAAAAAAGCACUCUUGCUCUUCCAAGAGAUGAAAUGUCAAGGAUUUGUACCAGAUGAAAUCACAAUAUUGGCUGUUCUUCAAGCCUGCAUUUACUCUGGGUUAUGGGAAGAUGGCAUAUUCUUAUUCAAUGAAAUUGAACCAAUAUAUGGAAUAAAGCCAAUACUUGAGCACUUUACUUGCAUGGUUGAUCUAUUGGGCAGGGCUGGUCUUUUGUCCGAAGCCAUGAAUCUUAUUAAAAGUUCCCCUUAUCCACACUCACCUCUUCUUUGGAGAACUUUGGUCAGUGUCUCUAAAUUAAGUGGGGAUUUGAGUUUUGGCAUUUUGGCUUCAAAACAUUUGCUGAACUUAGAGCCUGAAGAGGCUGGGUCUUAUAUACUUGUUUCAAAUAUCUAUGCUAGAGAAGGAAUGCUAGAUGAGGCAGCCGAAGUUAGAACAGCUAUGAAUGACUUGAAGUUAAGGAAAGAGGCUGGAUGUAGCUGGAUUGAGAUUGAUAAUAAGGUCCAUCGGUUUGUGGCAGGCGGCAAAGACCAUCCAAGAAGUAGAGAAAUUUAUGCAAAAUUGGAUCUAUUAAGUGAUGAGAUUAAAUCAAAGUCUGAUGAUUGAACGCUUUCCAUUUGAUUCUGGAUCCUAUUUAAGUACCAAAUCAAAAGAAUCAUCAAUCUUGUCAGUUUUUUCCCCUGGUAGAAGAUAUUGGCUAAUGCUUAGCCAAUACAAUCAUAAUUUUUCAUCACACAUCAUUGUCGGCAGUAGAAGAUACACCCAAUUUAUCCAACAUUUAGAAAUUGUGUUUAGUUCACCCAUCCAAUCCUUCUAUAACAAAAUUAAUUGAAUGCUUAAUUACUUUAAAUACAGUGUGAUUGUGAUGGUGGUCACCAGCCGUUGAAGAGCCUAUAAAGAAAAC
Messenger RNA from Pistacia vera, 3212 nucleotides. Its product is annotated as pentatricopeptide repeat-containing protein At2g33680-like. NCBI's taxonomy places the organism in Eukaryota, Viridiplantae, Streptophyta, Magnoliopsida, Sapindales, Anacardiaceae. Gene Ontology annotation, biological process: RNA modification. The record is from RefSeq and is a predicted model, not a curated record. The coding region runs from base 665 to 2914 and encodes 749 amino acids. Gene Ontology annotation, molecular function: RNA binding; protein binding. The transcript has a single exon.